UAUCCAGUAAUCAAACGGUUUUAUUCAAGUUUUACGGUAAUGGCAAAUAUGAAAGUAGAAUUUAUUUGCCGGUUCUGUGCCCAUGUUGGCGAUAGUGUUUCCCUUCACACUGCAGCGGACUUUGCAAAGAAUAUUACACUAGCAGAGGUGGUUUCUGAAAUUGCACAGGUGAGCGUAUCCUCAGUAUCUGACCGUGGAAGCCAACGCAUUUGUGUACUUGACUGUCUACCUCGGCUUGCGAAUUGCUAUUUGUUUAGAGAGCAGAUAUGUCGUGUGGAAGCUGCAAGGGACGAUAGCUCUGUUGCAGGUGAUAAAUUUGAAGCCGUAGCGUCUGAGCAUGAAUACGAAACAGAAUUUUUAGUUUAUGAUGAAGAGAGCUACGAAAAGGAUGAUAAAAUACUGAACCCCAGCACAAGAGAUGAGGCAGUUGCGAUACCAAUUACAUUACCAUCCGUAGAACAGAUAGUUGCCCGUUUUGAAUUUGAAAAUUUUGAAUACAUUGAAUUUCAAGGUGAAACUUGUUGCGGAUGCGGGCUCAUUCUGAAAGAUAUAAAAACGCUGCAAGAACAUGCUAUAACGCAUCAGAAUACAUCAAUGCAAAGCAUGACUACUUCUUUCCUCUGCUCCAUAUGUAAAUUUGAUUUUGAAUGCGCGGAUGAUCUUCAGAAGCAUAAGGAUUACGUCUCUAGGAAAGAACGUUUUCUUUGCAAGCUUUGUCAUCGUGUAUUCAGCCGUAAAGAGGAUCUUGUAGUUCAUAUGGAAUCGGUCGAAACUCAUCAACUACAAAGUGAGCCUGAUGAGUCGAAAAUUGAAGACAAUCUUCUCGUCGAGCCUCCUGCGGCAGAAGGCGAAGAUGUUGAGAUCGUGUUUGAUAUACAGGAAACAGAUGCCAAAAGUAGAACGGAGCAAUGUCAGCAGUCUCACCGGUUGCCUGACAAAAAGUUUAUCAGUUCCAUUGUUGAUCACGGACAGUAUCAAAUAAUUCUAGUCGAAAAUGCAGAUCGCUGCUGCGGAUGCGGGAUAUAUUUCGAAAAUUAUGACCUUUUGCUGCAACAUGCCAACCAGGAACAUCAGUUCGAUAAGUCUAUACCACCCGAUAGCUUAUGCUGUGAGAUUUGCCAUGAGUGCUUUAAAAGUCCAUGGGCUCUUAAAGUUCAUAAAUCGAAUCGUAUAUUUGUAAAACAGCUGUACUACUGUAAGUUGUGUCAUGUAGCUUACACACGAAAGUUUCACUUAAUAAAACACUUCCAAUCUGCUCCAAACCAUGAGACACCCGAUAAACUCUUGGAAACUACACAAACAAUUGGAUCUAAAAAGAAAAAAACUGCAAACGAUAGAUCAAAGAAUAUUGAACCGACUUUUGCUUGCUGUUUUUUAAAGUGUGCGAGCGUGUUUGAAAGCGAAAAUCAACUCUUAAUUCACGUCGAGCAACAGCAUGCGCCUCGAAGAAAAAUACAUUUGUCAGAGCAAACUAGCGACAAUCAUGUCUGCACUACGUGUCUGAGAAAUUUUGGUUCCCAACAACUAUUGCUUCUUCAUCGCAAUCGAACUCUGAAAAAGGUUCACAUAUGUAGCUACUGUGCAGAAGCUUUUUUGAUUCCGAGUAAAUUACGGGAACAUGAGCAACUUGUUCACUCAGAGAAUGUUCCCCAGCACCCAUGUGACUUGUGCAACAAGACAUUUCGAACCGCGAAUCUGUUAAAAAUGCAUCGCCACACUCAUACAAAGCAACGAGAUUUUGCCUGUGACAAAUGCGGAGCCCAAUUUCGUUUUAGAUUUCAGCUAAAGAAGCACGUUAACGGAGUUCAUCCGACCAACUUUCCCUAUGAGUGUCGAUUUUGCGAGAAAAAGCUAUCUACCAAAGCGAAGCACGAUCUGCAUCUGCGCUCGCACACUGGAGAAAAGCCCUACCUUUGCCGUUAUGAACCAUGCGGGAAACAGUUUUCGCAUGUCACCGAUCGUAAACGUCACGAAAUGGGAGUUCACACUGGCGAGCGACCUUACAAGUGUGAGCAUUGUUCAGCUGCCUACAUUAGGAAGCGUGAACUGUUGAUACAUUCGCAAAAACAUCAGCGGCAGGUAUCCAGCAUCUAAGACCGACAGAAAAUAAUGAAUGUUUUUGUUUCAAGAAAGGAAGGUUUCUCAGUUAUAUUAAUUAUAUCAUCGCAUUCAUAAGCACUAGAAUAUACUGUUUGUUUGUCAAAAACGAUGUUAGUACAAAGAAACUGAUUGC
This is a messenger RNA of Sabethes cyaneus, 2233 nucleotides long. Its product is annotated as zinc finger protein 182-like. The transcript is spliced from 2 exons. Lineage: Eukaryota; Metazoa; Arthropoda; Insecta; Diptera; Culicidae. Gene Ontology annotation, cellular component: nucleus. The record is from RefSeq and is a predicted model, not a curated record. Bases 40 to 2094 code for a protein of 684 amino acids. Gene Ontology annotation, molecular function: RNA polymerase II transcription regulatory region sequence-specific DNA binding; DNA-binding transcription factor activity, RNA polymerase II-specific. Gene Ontology annotation, biological process: regulation of transcription by RNA polymerase II.